Aspergillus homomorphus CBS 101889 is the source of this 1656-nucleotide messenger RNA. RefSeq names its product peptidylprolyl isomerase. NCBI's taxonomy places the organism in Eukaryota, Fungi, Ascomycota, Eurotiomycetes, Eurotiales, Aspergillaceae. Gene Ontology annotation, molecular function: protein binding; peptidyl-prolyl cis-trans isomerase activity. The transcript has 5 exons. The record is from RefSeq and is a predicted model, not a curated record. Gene Ontology annotation, cellular component: intracellular membrane-bounded organelle. Bases 177 to 1298 code for a protein of 373 amino acids. Gene Ontology annotation, biological process: protein folding; protein peptidyl-prolyl isomerization.
CAUUCACUUCUCCUCAUUUAUCCACUCCUGCAUUGUCGGACUUCAACCAUUCUUCUUCUUCCUCCUUCAGUCACUUCUACCUCUUUCUCUUGUGUCAGCCAACCUUCGUCCUUCUCUCCCCUUCUCUCCCUCUACAUCCAUUUUCCUCCCACGCCUCCAAUAAUUAAUCCACCACCAUGGCCGAGUCUCAGCGCCGUCCCCGUGUUUACUUCGACAUCCAGAUCGGGGAGCAGAAGGCCGGUCGCAUUGCUCUCGAACUGUUCAACGAUGUUGUUCCUAAGACUGCGGAGAACUUCCGCGCUCUCUCCACAGGCGAGAAGGGCGUGGGCAAACAGGGCAAGCCCUUGAGCUUCAAGGGUUCCAUCUUCCACCGCGUGAUCAAGCAGUUUAUGAUCCAGGGUGGUGACUUCACUGCAUUCAACGGCACGGGCGGCGAAUCCAUCUACGGCGAGAAGUUCCCCGACGAGAACUUCGAUCUCAAGCAUGAUCGGCCUUUCCUCCUCUCCAUGGCCAACUCCGGUCCCGGCACCAACGGCAGUCAGUUCUUCAUUACCACCGUUCCCACCCCUCACCUCGACGGCAAGCACGUCGUCUUCGGCGAGGUGAUCAACGGAAAGAGCGUCGUUCGCAAGAUCGAGAACAUGCCCACCCAGGCAGACAAGCCCGCCACGGACGUGACUAUCGUUGACUGCGGCGAGCUCACCGGCCAGGAGUACGAGGAUGCCGAUAAGCAGAUCCCCGAUACCACUGGUGACCCUUACGAGGACUUCCCUGACGACCACCAGGGCGAGCAGCUGAGUGCCCCUGUGUGCUUCAAGAUCGCCUCCGAGUUGAAGAACUUCGGAAACACCGCCUUCAAGAGCGGUAACAUCGCUCUCGGUCUCGAGAAGUACCAGAAGGGUCUGCGCUAUCUGAACGAGUUCCCCGAGCCCGACGAGCAGGACCCCAAGGAGCUGGGCCCUCAGAUGAAGGCCCUUCGCUUCACCCUCCACUCUAACUCUUCCCUCCUGGCGAAUAAGCUCGGCCAGUUCAAGAACGCCCAGACUUGGGCUACUUACGCUCUCGAUGCGGCUGCUGCCGCCGAAGCCAAGGAUGCUGAUAAGGCCAAGGCGUACUACCGCCGUGCCGUCGCCCUCAGCGGCCUGAAGGAGGAGGAUGAGGCGCUGAAGGAUCUCCAGGAGGCCGACCGUCUGGCCCCUGGUGACGCCGGUAUCACCAACGAGAUUGCCAACGUGAAGAAGGCUCUUAAGGGCCGUCUGGCUAAGGAACGCGCCGCCGCUCAGAGAUUCUUUUCAUGAGAGCUGAGACGUCGUGGCCAUUCGGCAUGAUUCAUGAGUUCAUGAUUUAGCAUCACAUUUUGCUACUUGCACUUACAAAAAGUGACACAAUCUACCUUACCACCUCACAUACCUAGUUUAAUCGCUCCGGCUGUUCUACAUUCUUCUACUCGCAUGGGCCGCGUGUUUUCACCACACCCCAUACAAUCUCCCCCAAAGCCGACCCUGAGAAGUUCGUAGCCCGUCGGCCAAAGGCAUCUUUACACGUUGCUGCUUGCCUCUUCGCUGAAAGAAGUCAACUGUGGUUUUACUUCCUGGUUGCUAGAGACCUGUUGAAUUAUCAAAAAAACCCACAAAACCACCUUUCGAUAAGCGUAGG